This is a messenger RNA of Neopsephotus bourkii (Bourke's parrot), 3034 nucleotides long. RefSeq names its product forkhead box O4 (gene FOXO4). Lineage: Eukaryota; Metazoa; Chordata; Aves; Psittaciformes; Psittacidae. Gene Ontology annotation, cellular component: nucleus. The coding region runs from base 111 to 1709 and encodes 532 amino acids. The transcript is spliced from 3 exons. Gene Ontology annotation, biological process: regulation of transcription by RNA polymerase II. Gene Ontology annotation, molecular function: RNA polymerase II cis-regulatory region sequence-specific DNA binding; DNA-binding transcription factor activity, RNA polymerase II-specific. The record is from RefSeq and is a predicted model, not a curated record.
GCCGGGCCCACCGCUCACAAAGCGGUGCGGGCACGGGCAAGGCCGAUGCGCGGCUGCGGGGCCGCUCAGCCCCAGAGCCGACGGCGCUGAGGUGCAGGGAGGGAGGACUCAUGGCGGAGGCGGGCGGCGCCUCGGCGGCGCCCGACAUCGACCCCGACUUCGAGCCGCAGAGCCGGCCGCGCUCCUGCACCUGGCCCCUGCCGCGGCCUGAGCUGCCGGCGGAGACGGGCGGCCCGGCGGGCGCGGCGGAGGAGAGCGCGGGCUGCGCGGCGGCGGGGCCCGGGCGGGCCGAGGGGGCGCGGGCGGCGGCGCGGAAGGGCGGCUCCCGGCGCAACGCCUGGGGCAACCAGUCCUACGCCGAGCUCAUCAGCCAGGCCAUCGAGAGCGCCCCCGAGAAGCGGCUCACGCUGGCGCAGAUCUACGAGUGGAUGGUCCGCUCCGUCCCCUACUUCAAGGACAAGGGCGACAGCAACAGCUCCGCCGGCUGGAAGAACUCUAUUAGACAUAACCUGUCCCUGCACAGCAAGUUUAUUAAAGUCCAUAAUGAAGCCACAGGGAAGAGUUCUUGGUGGAUGCUUAACCCUGAGGGUGGUAAAAGCGGCAAAGCACCAAGAAGAAGAGCUGCCUCCAUGGACAACAGCAGCAAACUUGCGAAAGUCAGAGGUAAAGCAUCUAGAAAGAAGCCUCCUCUCCAGUCUGCUCCAGAAUCUACUGCUGACAGUCCUGGUUCCCAGUUCCCUAAGUGGCCUGGGAGCCCAUCCUCAAGAAGCAAUGAGGACUCUGACAUGUGGAACACAUUCCGGCCUCGAACCAGUUCCAAUGCAAGCACCGUUAGUGCCAGGCUUUCUCCUAUCCUGACAGAGCAGGAUGACCUCCAUGAUGAAGAACUACUUCCUUCUCUGGUGUACUCUAGUGCAUCCAGCAAUGUUCCACCUACUGUGACUGAGGAGCUUGAGCUCAUUGAUGGGUUAAAUUUGAUGUCUCCCAGCUCAUCUGUGUUAUCUACCCAGCAACCUGCCUCAAGCGGUCAGAUCCAGAGAGAUUCCAGCUUUUCCUUGCGGAAUGCAUCUGGUCAGACCACUACUUUUGGCAAUUCCCUGUUUAACCCUGUUGAUAUCUCACUACAAAGUUCUGUCAGCCAUUUCUCUGCCCCUCAGAGCUUGGAAGCUCUUCUGACAUCCAGCUCUCCACCUCCAAGGGAUGUUAUGAUGACUCAGGUGGAUCCAGUUCUCCCGCAGACUGGUAACAGGAUGAACAGCCGAACUCUUCUGCUUCUAGGUGGACAAGCUGCCCAGAGUAAGAUGAGCUCAGGCAAUCCACGAGGAAAGCCUACAGAGCAGCAGGCAGAACCAGUCAGUGCCAGUGUUUUGCCAUCAACACUUCCUAUAGUAACAUCUCCUCAGAAUACUGCCAGCAUCACCAGUUUGAAGGCUUCACUUUCUGCAACAACUUCCCAGUCAGUCCAGCUGGGCAGUCCGCUGCUUCUUUCUUCUGCCAGCCCUGCUCCCUUGGGAUUGAACCAGGAGAAGCUGCCCAUUGACCUGGACAUUGACAUGUACAUGGAAGACCUUGAAUGCGAUAUGGAUUACAUCAUCAACAGUGAACUUAUGGAUGGAGAAGGAUUGGACUUUAAUUUUGAACCCAUUCUGUCUACUCCCAGCUAUCCCAGCACCUCACAGGCCUCCAACCAUACCUGGGUACCAAGCUAACUUCAGGAGCACAAAAAGUGUCCUUCAGGUUUGAAGAUAGGGUUCUGACUUCACUUCCCACCCUGGCAGAGAAAAGAAUGGAGCAUGUUGGAUUCGGUUUCCCUGCACACCAUGCCUUGGGCAGAAGGGGCUGCCUGCCUGGGAAGAAGGGACGACCUGCAUUUGGCUGCAACAGGAAGAGCUUAAAAAUAACAAUCCUGUUGUGUGUCACGGCUCUUCCUACAAACCUACCCUGUCUUGAACCAUCUGGAGAGACUCUGGGCUCUACAUGUCUGAAGAGGAGCACUGGUAAAAACCUUGGCCAGAAGAGUCUGUGCCAGGCACUCGGGUUUUCCCAUGUGAAGAGUUUGGUUUGCUGGAGGAAUCUCUCAGUGGCUGUCCUCUCUCUGCUAUGGCAGCAGGUCUCCCAGUGCCUCGGGCUGGGGAAGGUUGGCUCUGCUCUCUCUUGGCAUGCCCCUGGGGGCAGAGUAGUUGGAUGUUUUGGUUAAGCCACCAGAUUUGCACUUGCUGUCCCACAGGCUCGCAGAGGAAUUGUAAGGAGCUCACUGGUGGAAAGCCUGUGGGAAAAGGGUGCGCUGUUUCAGGGCUUGGUUUCAGUGUGCCCACUCUGGAGCAUCCAGCAUCAUGCUGCAGGGAAGGGUGGUGAUCGUGGUGUAGAAGGCUUCUUCUUGUCCACCUGAGUGGAACAGGAGGGCAUAAGAGUUUUUCACUGUGCCAUCUGAGCCCCAUUGAAUCAGAAGCAUGUUUCAAGAAGUCCCUAUGCUGUUGUCAGCAAUUUCCUGAUAAACCAGGCUGCUGUAAAAUAAGCACAGGUGCUAAUAGCUGUUCCUGGGACAUCAAAACAUCAGUUUGGGUUUGUUUCUGAUUUGUCUUGUUACAGCAGAAAAAUGGAAAGCCUGGGUGUGGCCUUAACAGAGCCCUGGUUGCUUUUCAGAAGGGCAUUUUCUAUAGAUUAAAUAUUUUUGUACUAAUCUGGGAACUUUCUACAGUGAAUACGAAGCCAAUGUUAAACGCGUCCCGAUUAGGUGUAUUAGGCAUCUCUCCCUCUGAGAAGGUACCAGUGACAGACUUCUCUUUCAGAGCUGUGUUAGGAACAAAUGCAUUUGAUGUUUGAUAAUGUAUAUGAUUGAGGGGAAAGAAUUGGCAGGUCCCCAUGGCUUCAAACCGUCUUGGGGAAGACUUGUACAUUAUUGUAAUCUAUAUGUAAAAGUAGCUGAAAAUUACAUAGAUGCUUUUCUAAACCUUUUUAAAUAUAUAUUAUAUAUUUUAAUUGAAAAUGAGAAUAUUGGAUUAAAAAAAAACCCCACAAACCAACAACAAAAAAA